Molecule: messenger RNA, 2925 nt
Organism: Lithohypha guttulata
Lineage: Eukaryota; Fungi; Ascomycota; Eurotiomycetes; Chaetothyriales; Trichomeriaceae
Exons: 3
Coding region: 1-2925 (974 amino acids)
Biological process (GO): catechol-containing compound metabolic process; DNA-templated transcription
Molecular function (GO): DNA binding; ferric iron binding; zinc ion binding
Source: RefSeq, a predicted model, not a curated record
AUGGCCACCAAUGGAGCUCAGCAAUCGGCUCAGCAUCGCUUUGACCCCAAGUUCACUCAGAUGGUCAUCGAUGCAACAGGACCCAAGGCUUCACCGAGAAUGCGAGAAGUCACAAGCUGCCUGAUCAAGCAUCUUCACGACUUCGCAAGGGAAAUCGAGCUGACUGUCGACGAGUGGUCAGAGGGUGUAGCUCUCAUCAACUGGGCAGGACAGAUGAGCACUGACAGAAGAAAUGAAGGUCAGCUUGUUUGCGACGUGCUCGGUCUUGAAUCGUUGGUUGAUGAAAUCACCUACAAAAAAGCUGCUGAGGCGGCAGACUUUGCUACCCAGUCAGCGAUUCUCGGACCAUUCUUCAGACACGACCACCCGUUUCGAAAUAAGGGCGACACUAUCACCUUCGAUACACCGGAAGAUGCACAAGUCACGUAUAUGCAUGGUGUGGUAAGAGAUGCGAAGACGAAAAAGCCACUUGCCGGUGCCACCUUGGACGUCUGGCAAGCCUCCACGAAUGGCUUGUAUGAACAACAAGAUGAGAAACAGGUUGAUCACAACUUGCGUGGCAAAUUCAAGACGGAUGAGAAUGGAGAAUAUGCCUGGUACUGCAUCAGACCAACGCCAUACCCCAUUCCUUUCGAUGGUCCAGCUGGAAAACUUCUCCAGUUACUUGACCGACAUCCAUACCGACCUGCACACAUUCACUUGAUUGUGAUGCAGGAAGGCUUCAAGCCCAUUACAACUCAAAUAUUUGACAAGGACAGUGAUGGUGGCGACCCUUGUCUUCUGUGUCGUCGACGCAAUAGAGAACCAGAAUGUACCUACACGCUGGCCAGGCAGCGCAGAAGUAUUCAACCGCGACCAAGCUUGACCGAAUCCAAUGCCUCAGCAUCCUUACAGCUUGGUCCAGAGUUGGCGGAGGCAUCACCGGACGAUGCUGAAAUCGCAAUCGAGUCUCUGUUGACUUUGUCAGGGAGUAGAAGCGCUCCAAAGACACCCGCUCCCGAGUCUGCUUAUGUACCCUCAACCGUUGCCCAUGCUCCAGUGCCCAAACUAGCCCGACUACUGCGAGAUGGCCAUGGGAAGUUCAUCUUUGUUGGCGACAGCAGUAACUUGGCGUUCUUGCAGAACAUCCGUCGUCUGGCUCGUACAGCAAUAGGCGACUGUGGCUUAACUUCAGAUCCCAUGAGACAUGCCAUGAUCGAAGCUAUACCAAAGGACGUGCACACACCAAAGACCCCUUCGGCUAUUGACCUAAAACCGUCCAAAGCAGAAGCGGAGAACUAUGUCGGUCACUAUGUACUUGCUGCCAGCGGCGUCGUUGACCUCUUCGACAAAUCAGAUAUUUUGCAACAUUUGGCUUCCUGGACAGAGGAGACCGUUACCACGAAUAUCGCCACAGACUCGAUCUUCUACCUUGUUCUCGCGAUUGGCGCUCGAAAUUGCCUGGCUAACAACGAUGAUCUUGCUGAGCAGUACUUCAAUCGAGGACGGGAACUUGCCAUGUCGAGCUUCAUGGAUGACCCUAGCGUACUGACGGUUCAGUCUUAUGUCUUGAUCGCCAUGUAUCUGCUCACGGUUUGUCGAAGAAACGCCGCAUUCAUGUUGCUUGGAAUCGCUGUACGUGCGGCAUAUGCACUGGGUCUGCACAGGAGUGACAUUUCAGCACUUUUCGAGAGUCGUGAACGAAAGACACGAGAACGAGUGUGGAAGAGCCUGCGAGUCCUUGAUCUGUUCCUCAGCACUUCACUUGGAAGACCUCCUGCCACUUCUGAGGUGGAUGGUGGGAAUGUUGCAUGGGAGGGCAAGACACGAGUGUACGACGAUGUGCGGACGAGUAACAUGACUUCGAGUGCCAUGCUGCGAAUCUGCUUCAUCUUUGAGCGUAUCCUCAACGAAGUCUAUUGCAGGAGAGAAGUCGAUGUGCAGCUUGUCAACAGCAUUUCAGCUCAGUACAGGGACUGGAACAUGGCACUGGACAUUGGCCUUGAUAUUGAUGGUCUUGCGGAAGAAGAAAUUGCCAUUCCCAAUAUUGGUCUCCAACAAACUAUUGGUUUAGCCCACCUCAAAGGUGCCUACUACUGGUCUAUCAUCCUGUUGACGCGACCCUUCCUGAUAUUUGACGUCUCUGCCAAAAUCAACAAGAACGACCAUCGUCGAGAGUCGGUAUCACCUCCUACUCCCAAAAACACUAGUACGACAACACUAAGCGAGGCUUGUAUCGAUGCAGCUCUUCACUCGAUUGAAGUAGCAACCGAUAUUGUGCACGAUCCUGGCUGUCCGAAGCGCCCGUUUCUGGUAACCAAUUCUAUCUUUGUUUCGGCGUUGGUUGUUGGGCUGGCAAUGUUUGGAGACUACGACAAGUCUUUCCCUCUGCUCAGCAGUCUUGAGCAGGCCAAGGUCGUGCUGGGAAAGCUUGCGAAGCAUGAUCCUAGUGGUCGCAGAUUCUUUAUGAUUAUAAGCUAUCUGCAAGAAGCGGCGCUUGAGCACAUCCGAAAGCGAGACGAAUUGCAAACUCAGCGCAGACGACGUGGUAUUGAGAGCAUCUUCGGUGACUUGCUCAAUCGCGAGCCGCUGAACCAGCCGACAGAGUCAGAGAAGCGUCCAGUCGAGAUAGCCACCACGGGCGACUCAAGUGCUGUCUCUGCUGACACGCCGGAGCUGCCUCUGAACAGUAAAAUCGAGGACGCGUCAGGUAAGAAAGGGCCUACGCUCACAACUUCUGGUACUCUCCUACCCUCCAAUCGAGAAGAAGUGAUGCAAACAGACCCCAGUGCACCUGAUAUUGGUGGUCUCGGGGACGAUUUUCUUAAAGAGUGGCUGCCUACUGAUCCCGAUAAUUUCAGUUUGCCUUCGUAUGCUGAGGAGUUCCCUCUGUUCAGUCUCAUGAACGACUACACGUUAGGUGAAGGCUAUCUUCGCCUUUCCUAG